AUGUCCAGGAAGGUGUUUACUUGGGAAAGGAAGGUGUAUAUAUGGGGUGAAAGUAAUUAAAAAGCCUUAAAUUGUAAAAUGGUACAAAGACAUUAUAAGUAACACAUUCUAAAGACUUAUAUACCGGAAACAAAAGUCUAAAAUGGAAAAAAGUUUUGAGAACGAACCAAUUUUGUCAUAGGCAUCAGUCGAUUAAAAUACUUGAGAUAAGGAGGGAGCGGUGAUUGUUACGCAAGAUGUUGCUAGUAAUGACUAAGUUGGCAAACAAACCACAUUUUUGGACAGAACCCUCUUACGUGUAGUCAUGAUAGUAUUAAAAAUGGUUUAGUCGAAAUGUUAGUAACAUAAUGUAGCUUGUUAGGCUUUAGACAAACUUAAACAACACAUAAAUCAAAUUAAACUUAACAUUGCAGUAAAAUAAUUUCUUCAGAGUGUCCACAAAAUGCGGGUAAGACACAGCGAGUAUUCAAGGAGCGCUCCAAUGCCUUCAACGACCGCCAACGACGCGGUGCUAUGCGUCGCAAAAUCCACGAGGUAAGUAAGACGUCUGAAGUCUGUUUUACCGUUGCCAUGAAGGCGUUUUAAACAACAGAAUACGUAAAAGGUCUUGUACUACAAUAUCUUUGGUUUAUGUAUUCUUUUGUGUUAAACGGUAUUGGUCAAAAAGUUUAUAGAGUUUUAAUUUAAACAUGAAGCAAUGUCAUUUUUGUUGUUCUAUUUACUUUUUGACCAAAACUUAUUUUCUAGUUUAAUUUUUAAAAAAAUAUUAUAGUACUUAGCUCAACAUAUAACCUCUUAAACGCCCUUAAACUUUGAAAAAUCAAGAAAAACAGAAAAAAACAUCUUUUUGAGGAUCGAUGUUUACCUGAACAUCCACUGAAAACAAGUAAUUCGAAAGUAAAAACGAAAUAAUUGAGGCGAGAGGAGCAAACACCACGUAUAUAAAGGAUAGUAACAUGGUUGAUAAGCGAGGGAUAGGCCAUCUGAAUCUGCUUUCAGGUGACGGGUCAUAAAUUCAUGGCGCUGUUCUUACGACAGCCGACGUUCUGUGCACAUUGCAAAGACUUCAUCUGGGGCAUCGGAAAGCAAGGAUAUCAAUGCCAAAGUAAAUUUACAUUCAUUAACAUAGAGUAUACUUUAAAGGCACACUUUUACACUGCACACACAAGAAUGACAAAGUUACAUUAUUACAUUAAUUUAUAGUUCUUUCAAGAUGUCAAUGUAACGUUUUAUCAUUAAAACAGUUAAGAACAAGAUAAUACUAAACUAUAUAUGGCAUUACAUGACAUUAUUGUAGUUUGCACGGUAGUCGUCCACAAAAGAUGUCAUCAAGAAGUGGUGUGGAAAUGUCCUGGCAGUCGGACAGAUGCCAUCGACGAGCUACAGAAUGAAGGCAACGACCUGGUCGGUCGCUUCAAUAUCAACAUGCCUCAUCGCUUCAGCGUGCACAGCUACAAACGACCGACCUUCUGCGAUCACUGUGGCUCCAUGCUCUACGGUCUGAUUCGGCAAGGGUUACAGUGCCAGGUCUGUGAGCUGAAUGUCCACAAAAGGUGUCAGCGGAACGUCGCCAACAACUGCGGUAUCAAUGCGCGACAAAUGGCAGCAGAAUUGGCACAACUCGGCCUGACCGGCGACAAAAUGUCGCUGCGACAAAAGAAGAAAGUAAUGUCGGUGUCGACUUCAGAAACCUCGGAUUCUGGAGUUGGCGGAAUCGAAAAUCAGUCUACAUCGUGCACGAAUUUGAAUCCCAUCGAAGAGAAUCCAGUGAGUUUGGCGACAACGGUGAGCUCGGGAGAAAAGUUGGGGAUCAGCGACUUCACCUUCAUCAAGGUACUUGGGAAGGGGUCUUUUGGCAAGGUGAUUCUGGCAGAGAAGAAGAAUACAGAUGACGUGUACGCUGUCAAGGUGCUGAAGAAGGAUGUAAUUCUGCAGGACGACGAUGUAGAGUGCACGAUGUGUGAGAAGAGGAUUCUGGCAUUGUCGGCGAAGCACCCCUUCUUGACGGCCUUGUUCUGCUCUUUUCAGACAGCUGUAAGUAGUUGAAAAACCAUUGUAUUAAUCUCGUAUAAUAACAAGAUAGACAGUUGUAUUUGAUCUUAACAUUUCUAUAACGAUAUUAUUCAGGACCGGCUAUUCUUCGUGAUGGAGUACGUGAACGGUGGUGACCUAAUGUUCCAAAUUCAACGUGCUCGCAAGUUCGAGGAGCCUCGAGCACGAUUUUACGCGGCUGAAGUAACGUGCGCGCUUCAGUUUCUACAUAGAUAUAACGUCAUUUACCGUGACUUGAAACUAGAUAACAUUCUACUGGACGCUGACGGUCACUGUCGAUUGGCAGACUUCGGAAUGUGCAAAGAAGGCAUCACGAAAGACAACCUGACGUCUACCUUCUGUGGAACACCAGAUUACAUCGCUCCAGAGGUAAGAAAUCAUGUCAAGAACAUUUUUACUUUUUAAUAUUUAUUAUAUAACAAAUUUUCAAUUGUAAAUCGUUAUAUGUUGCCUUGACUUCACGUUACUUUAUAUCUUCUUCAGAUUCUACAAGAAAUGGAGUACGGAGUGUCAGUAGAUUGGUGGGCGUUGGGAGUGUUGAUGUACGAAAUGAUGGCUGGUCAACCACCAUUCGAAGCCGACAACGAAGACGACCUGUUUGAAGCCAUCUUGCACGAUGACGUUCUGUAUCCAGUAUGGUUGAGCCGUGAGGCCGUGAACAUUCUAAAAGCUGUAAGCUACCUCUUAUAACUAGCCGAUGAUAUAGCCAAUAGUGUAUUCGAUAGUAUAGUCAAUAGUAUUUUCAUCUUCAAACACUGUUGACAACUGUGCUAUUAUAAAUGGACUUUCUUGUAUUAAUGCCUAUUACGGAUGAUAUUCUCAAUGUUAUCAUCUCAUAAUACAAAGAUAAUGUUUUCAGUUCAUGACGAAGAAUCCACUACGACGAUUGGGUUGUGUGCAAUCACAGGGAAGCGAAGAUGCCAUUAGAGCGCAUCCCUUCUUCAGAGAAAUCGACUGGGAUGCCCUCGAAGACCGACGAGUACGGCCGCCGUUCAAACCCAGGAUCGUAUGUUGCUUUACCAUUUUUUAAUGUUACCUAUUCAUUUCUUAACAAAAAAUAUUUUUUACUACUUUAUAACAUUGGCUUUUCAGAAGAACCGCCGCGACGUGAACAACUUCGACGCGGACUUCACGAAGGAAGAGCCCGUGCUCACGCCCACCGACCCCAGCGUGAUCCGGUCGAUUGCGCAGGACGAGUUCCGCGGUUUUUCGUACGUGAACCCCGAGUUCCAGAACACCCAAUGA
Bursaphelenchus okinawaensis is the source of this 3297-nucleotide messenger RNA. The record is from the annotation of a GenBank genome assembly. Lineage: Eukaryota; Metazoa; Nematoda; Chromadorea; Rhabditida; Aphelenchoididae.